Molecule: messenger RNA, 9221 nt
Organism: Cydia pomonella (codling moth)
Lineage: Eukaryota; Metazoa; Arthropoda; Insecta; Lepidoptera; Tortricidae
Exons: 5
Coding region: 314-3112 (932 amino acids)
Source: RefSeq, a predicted model, not a curated record
GCAGAAGCAGAAGUGUUUAUUGGGAAAACUUAAUAAUCUUUUCCCAAAUAAUAUCUCUAAUCAAAGUUAAUACUCUAAUUCUGCGAGAUAGUUGGUUUCUAGUCAUAGUUAUUGUAAUCACUUAUCGGCAGUUUGCGCUAGUAAAUAUUUCACGUUAUAUGUCAAGCGAGAUCGAUUGAUUUUUAUUUUAUUUUGUUUUAUAAAAGUGGCUUGUUGAUAAAAUAGCUAAUGAAAUCACUUAACGUGUGACGUCGCUCGGUUCCUCAACGAUUCGGACAUGCGAUAAUGAGAAGUAGAAUUCGCUAGAUGAGUGAUGGAUAAGUGCAUUAAGAGCUCCCCUUGUAAGGAGUGUGAUGUUGUGGAUGAUGGGCAGCUUGGAGCGGAAGUGGAGCACCUGCGGCAGCAUUUAGCUGAGCGGGACUCUCAUAUUGUUGCCUUGGAGGCAGAGUUUGUAAAGACUACCAGCCGAGUAAAAGAUCUUGAUGAGCAAUUGCAUACUUGGAGAGAGAAAUAUGAAAGAUUGAAUGAUUCACACAAAAGGGUGCAGAAACUAAAUCAGGUUUUAGAAGACAAAUUGUUGCAAAUGGUUGAUAAGAUGAAGGGUGAGAAGAGCCAGCUGACCAAAGACAUAGCCACUCUGUCGGUGCGGCUUGCCGAGUCCAAGCACAAUUUCAGCAUGCUGCAGAAGGAAAAUGAAAGAUACAAAAACGAUAUGAACCUAGCAAUCCAACUACUACAGUGCAAGCCUGAUAACUUUGUAUCCCAAAAACUGGACAACCUUCCUGUAGAUACACAAACCCGGGUGUCACAAUAUGUCAUGUCAAAAACAUCUAAGCCAUCCAGCUCGACACAGUCAAGAAAUGGUAAUGAACUAGACACUUUUGAUGCAAGUGAGUACGAAUUUAAUAUUUCUGCAUCACUGAUGUCUAAAAUUCUUGAAGAUAGUAUUCAGGAUACUGUAACAAAACACUGUGAUACAUGUAUAUGCAUGAAAUCACAGAGCAAACCUUUCUGCUACAACGAGAGCUACUAUUCUGUGGCAACGCAAACAUUUCUGAGUGGAGAUAUGAAAAAUUCCCUGUGCUUGAAUUGCAAUUCGGAAAUCAAAUCUGUUCAUUCCAAUUUAAGCUUGAGAAGUGCUUCACCACAUGCUAUUAAAUUAGUGAAUGAAAAAUUAGUAUGCCCAAGCGCGCCGGGCCCUUAUAUCGUACCUCAACCUGUUGGAGAACAGCUGAAAGUCACCCCCAUUAUCAAUGAAGCAUCUAACACAAGCUAUAUUAAUAACGAAACAUCUAAACCAGUGGAUAAAGUCCAACUCUUGCCAAAUGAUGAGAAAAAUAUCCCACCUAUUGAUGCUAGUGAUCUAAAGCAAUUGAGAAAGAAUACCAUGAACAUGGAACCAGCAGUUCAUCAUAAGCUCUGUGAUCGCACGAGAACUUCCAUUUCUAGCAAGAAAAGUAGUGUUCACAGUGUCGGCAACGAGGAACUUAUGAAGGAAUUAUCAAAUUCUAAAGACAUUACUAAAGAUAUUAAACCGAUUAAUGAGAAUAGUUCGCUCGAGAAUUAUAAUGUGAGAAAAAACUCCUUGGGUUCAAUGGGAGCUGUUAGUAGAACUUCUUCUGUAGCUAAGUCUACAGUCAGCACUCAUAAGUCUAAUACUCAAGUAGGUCCGGGCCCUCGUUUUUGCCACUUGCGAAUGCAAGCUGGCUCCAAGAAUAUUCUCUUAGAUAAUGCGCAGCCUGACGUUCCUCCCGUUUUAUACCGAAGGCAAAGUAAAUGCAAUGAAAACUCUAUCUUUAAAGAUCUGAAUGAUGGUAUGGAGAAUUUUAUGGAUAUAGAUAGAACCCCAGAUGAAAAAGAGGAUGCUAAAAAUGAUAAUAUAGUAGUAGAAAGCACGCUCAUAGACGUUCACGUCGAUAACAAUGCCAAAGAAUGCAAUACGAGUGUGAAGAGUCCUACUAUUAAUCCUGUGUUAUUGAAUGUUUCUUCAUCGCCUCUACAACCAUUGAAAACUCAUACUUUCUCCAACAGUUCCGAAAACAAUAACAAUAAAUCUCAAAGUGUUGAUAGUCAGCAAAACGUUUCAGAAACAGAUAACAUUCUAAAUGAGUUUAAUGCAGAUAUGAAAAAUAUGCAAAACAAUAAUAUUGACGGUAUAAACACAAAUGAUAACGGCAAUAAACUAGACGUUCUGUUGCCAACAGAGAGCCAGGACGUCAAAAUAUUUAACUUCGAUCGUUACGAGCAGAAUAAACUGUCUAAUUUACAUACCAGGCCUUUAAGAAAGAUCGAUUUGUCGCAACUUCAUUCCAUUGAAAGCACGAGAAUAUCUAAAGACUUCCGGCCGUUGGAUAAUCAUCAACACCAAGUACCACAAUACGAGAAAAAAACGGAACACAUUCCACCUAAAUCAGUACUACCAGCAGUAGUUAACGUCUAUCCCAAUUUAACCCAGACUCAUUUGAAAGUGAAUGAAACUACGAAAGUGUUCACAAACGAACAAAGCACAAGCUCGCUUUCUAGUGACGAUAGUGCCGCUUUAUUGCAAAAGCAGCAGUUGCUUAGAGUAGCAGAGUGGGUUGAAAAGAACUUAGAGCAGCAAAAUAAUCUAAACGAUCCUUUAGAAGAUGAUGUCGCGUAUAGUAACAACGUGAUGAGAAGGGAUAGCAAGCUGAGCAGACUCUCGGAGACGCUGAACGAAUUGGCACUCAAUAUGCCACACCCCGUCAGCAAAUAUUCGAAGUCAUUUACUAGAGAUGGCCUCAACAACUGGGUUCGCAACUCUAUAGCUCAUAAUGAUAAUGUUGAAAAAAAGCAUGCACGUAUUCCAAAGGCUAAUAUUGGUAAAGAAACAAGUUUCCCAGUAGAAAGUGGCGAUGCUACAAUCACAGAAACAAAUGAUAAUUCUAAGGCCAGACGUAACGCUAGCGAUUUCGAUGUUGGUAAGGAAUUGCGAAAUGCCUUGAAGUCUAAUGACAAAGAGAUAACGGCUGAAGAAUUAGCGCGAAUGGAGUAUAAUGUGAAGAAGUUUUUACUGAGUGGCCCACACUGGACGAACGAAACUACAGGCCGUAGCCGACGCACCAGCAGCAAAACCGAGACUGAUGUAUAAUUCCGAUGUAGAUAGUUUGAUACAUUCCAUGUUCAACUUGUGUGCUGGAUGGACAUUCCAUAUUUUGUCAUACCAUCCGGAAUCUGUUAAACGUUUGUGAAGGGAAACUCUAAGUCUAUUUAAUUUUAGAGACUGGAAAUGGAUAAGAUGAUUUUAGGUCUUAAGAGUCACAUGAACACGCCACACUUGGCAUGAACAUUUACGUAACCUACAUCAUCUUUGUCUGGUAGUUCUGGACUCUGGUACUAGUUUUCGUUUCUAAAAUUUUUAUAUGAUCAUUGAUCUUCAUCGCGUUUUCUAGGCAUUUUUGCCACGGGUCAUGGGAGCCUGGGGUCCGCUUGGCAACUAGUCCCAAGAAUUGGCGUAGGCACUAGUUUUUACAAAAGCGACUGCUAUCUGACUUUUCAACCCAGAUGCUAAAUUAGGCCUUAUUGGGAUUAGUCCGGGUUCCUCACGAUGUUUUCCUUCACCGAAAAACAUCUGGUAACUAUCAAAUGAUAUUUCGUAAAUAGGUAAGUUCCGAAAAACUCAUUGGUACGAGCCGGGGUUUGAACCCGCGAUCUCGGGAUUUAAAGUUGCACGCUCUUACCGCUAGGCCACCAGCGCUUCUCUAAAAAUUGUUAUAUGUACAAAGAAAAUAGAGCGAGCAGCAAUUUAGUAUGUAAAUUAUAAAACUUUUUUCGCGCUUAUUUCUUCGCAUUACAAUUUCUAGCAACGAAAACUAGUCCCAGACAUCAUUCCCAAAUCAUUCCAAAUGUCGUGGUUUUUCUGAAUAUCGUUUUAAAAUGAGAGCAAAACUUUGAUCAUAUGAUUCAUAUGGCGGCGGCAAGUUACGUGUGACUCUUAAAAUGAAAUAAGACUUACUAUGUUUCUCUGUCUGUGGCGUACUUUGCCAUUUAUUUAGGGCUCCUAUUGAUGCGUAGAUCUGAGGAUCACCUCUGCACAUAGUAAUAUGACGUAGUUCGUUUUAGUAGCUCCGUCUUUGUCAUGCUUGUUAAUGAUUUGCCUGUUCUUACUAUUAAAUACAUUCGUUAUGGCACUUACUUGUGCACAUAUGACGAAUUGGAAAUACAGCAUUAGAUGAUAAAAUUGCAGAACAAAGUGAGAAAAUUUCUUUAUUCUAAAAGUUCUAAAUAGUUUUUGAUUUUCGAAUUUAAACUGUCGUAAGACAUACUAACAUUCAUCAAAUUUUACGGCUUAACUCAAGUGUUUUUAGCCACUCGCGCGACAUGUUUCGGAGAGCGUAGGUCUCCACCAGUGUUGUCACAUCUACCAAAUCUACCAACUUUUGGGUAGAUCUACCUAUUUUGCCAGCGUUCUAAUUAUCUACUUCCCUCGGCCUGAAAUCUACCUAUUUAGGGUUCCGUAUUUUCAAAAUGAUACAAUUGUAAGUAAUUCUCAAUACAUGUGACAGAACAUUAGUUAAUUUCUACCGAAUUUAGAUUCGAUGUAAUGGAAACUUGCCAAAGAAACAGAUUAUACAAGCAGAUUCAUUACCUACAAGCAAUGGAAAUCGUCAUUUUUGUUUCGAUUUCUUUAAUAAAUACGUGUACUAACAUCACAAUAUUAAAUACUCAUUAAUAAUUUGAAAAUUUCUAUACACAUUUUUAAUCAUAAAAACGUACUUGCUAUUGAGUGGUACAUCUACCUGUUUUUCAAUUUAAAACCACCCAUUUCUACCUAUUUUUGCACCCUGUUCUACCAUUUCGGCAAAUUUGUAUGUGACAACACUGGUCUCCGCACUGUUAGUGCUUGAAAAAGUAGACCUAGGCUCUCCGAAACAUGUUGCGCGAUUAUCUAAAAAUACGUCAAUUAAGCCGUAAAAUUAGAUUUUCAUUAAUACGCUUUCAUUUCAUAGUGUAUUUAAUUUAGAAGUGGUUGUGUAUCAGAUCAGAUUGAUAUCAAAUGGCAGUUACUCCUCUAUAGAAUGUACUUUUAGGUACCAUUACUACCAUUAUACGAUUUGAAUGGCCUGGAGGCGUUUUUCAUAAGCAAAAACUCGGUGUGGUUACGUAUUUUCUUUGAGAAGUUUCUAUCUUCCGGUGUGAGCAAACCAAAGUAUCUAUACUGAAUUUCAAUUUAUUUGGACGCCGAGGACUCAGUUGAAUUCAAAUUUUGAACCAAAAGUGAAGAACUCAUUUAUAAGUCAGCAGAAAUAUUCGGUAAUUCGGCUAAUACAUAAUAUAAUACCAUAAAUACCAUUGUAUUAUUGAACAAGUGCAAACUUGGGCUGGUUUCACACGGAACAGGAGAGUGAGGCAGUAAAUAAAUAAUAAAGGCCCUGGCAGAGGCAGAACAGUACUGUCGGGACAGCAAUGAAGGCAGAACAGUUAACAGCCAGCCCGUCUAUUUUUUCGGGACAGUUGCUUUCCCCCACCACAUUUUUAAUCGACUGCCCUGCGGCUGGCCUCGUGUUUCGCGAGGGUAGUGCAGUGCGGCGGUUUUUAUCUUUUAAACUGUACAUUGACACUUCACGCCCAAGCAAGUGCUGCCCGGAUCCCUUGGACAUAAUUAUUGAAAGUCAUAAUGUAAUGAUUGUCAGAUUACCAUUAGUCAUCAUUCUGAAACCGUUAACUUUUCAGGAUGUUCGCAAGGUUAUCCUUUAGUAGGUUGGCAAUCCUGAAAAGUUACGCGUUUUUGAGAGAAACCAAAUCGUCAGGGACAAGCAAUACACACUAUUUACCACCACAAGUUCUUAGCCAUAAUGAAACGUAUUACUACUGGAAUAAGGUUGAUUAAUGUAUGAUUAUUUUUUAGUAAUUAGUGAAUUUUGCUUGUCACCUGACGAAAUGCGAACAAACAAUACGUUAUUGCUUAAAACUUUGGGAAACAAUUUAAAAUCAGUGCUGCCCUCUACAGUUAACAAACGUUUUCUUGCGCAUUGUAGGUUCUGCCAUCUUGUGGGUUACAUUGGAAUCUUAAACUUGACAUUUACACUUCGCGCUAAUAAACAGGGGUUUCUGUGCUGUCCCCUACAGUUUAUGCACGUGCCGUAUAAGGUAGUUUUUGUGCUAAGAAAAUUAUUAUGAAUAUUCACUAAUACAUUUAGAUAUUUAACUAGCUGUCGUCGUCUGCAUCGGGGCUGUUAGUUUGUACUAGUUGACUGACCUGAGUUUGAACGUCCACUGUCUUCCUAAUGGCUCUGCCUUACUAUUCUGCCUCACUGUUCUGCCUCCGUGUGAAAUCGCCAUUAGCGUGGUCAGAGUCCAAAUUGGUACCUUAAAGUACGGACUUAUAGUGAUGCUGCUGAUUAUCGUAAACUAGGAUAUUUGGAUGUUAGCCACGAUGCUAUAUCGAUAUUUUAUAAUAAAUCAAGGCUGCCGUUGACUAAAUUUAGCCUAGGAUAUAAUCACAAAGUCAGAUUUAUAUUAUUGUGCUUGAAUUAUGUGAUAUAUAUGCAACUAAAUUUUGACGUAAAAAAUGUAUGACGUACAAAUGUAGACACAAAAUUAUCUGUAAUCUUGUAUCGAUGUAUUUGUUGCACGGCAGAGACGAGUAAAUAAAUAUAGACUGUCAAAGUCGCGUGCCCACCAAUCAUUGUUGUGUAAGAUGCCGUUCAUAGUGACCGUUAUUCUAGAAUGACAACGCAAUGCUAUCUAGUUAACACUGUGAUAGAGUUAUAAUAAAUGGUGAUGUGUUUUAAUUCCUAACUUGUAAGUGGCGCCAUCUACAAUAGAUAUACACUCGUGUGCUUGAUAUUUUUCAGUGACUUCUAUUAUUAAAAUAAAAUAAGGGUAACUAUAGCUACCAAAAGUAUGUGAGUGGAUAUAAUGUACACGACUUUGUAUGGACUUGGAUUAUAUUUUUUAUUUACUUGUCUCAGCUUUAAAAUGAAAUUAGUCUUCGUUUAUUGGAACAAAUAUCAAAUUAAUUAUCUUAGUUGCUGUAGGCGUAAAAUUUGUGCACAUUUAUUAAUAUUAGUAAUAUAGGGCACCGCAUUAUUUCUUCCAAAGAGACAGUAGUUUGUGAACGUCGUAUAGAGUUCCUAUUGUUAAUUUGAUAUUUGUUCCGGUAUUUAGUCUUUCAGGGAUAUCUUUAUCAACAGUCCAAACCAAUGCCGUCGAUCGAUAAUAAAAAAAAGUAUAUAAAAAAUUUAGCUCUCCAUUUACACAGUGUAUCAUGCCUCUGCCUACACAUGUACAAGUAUUGUAAUGAAAUUGUAUGUUAAAAUAUAAAAUGGGUAUCUUUUGUGCAUAUUUUCCUAAUUGUAUUGUUGGAAAUAUAUUUUUGAAAACUUAGUUACGGCUGUAUAAUGUAGCUAGAAUAUGAUGAAUUAUCAGUAGAAGCAAAUCGCCAACUGUGUGUUGUCUUAUAAAAUAUUGAGCACAACUUAGGGUCCUUUGAUAUUAGAUGAGAUCAGAAAACAAUAAGCACUGUCAAUCUGCAUACCACAUGUAUUGUGAUGAUGUUACUCGCUGAUUUCCACAUAGGCACUUUGAUAAACAUUAAAGCUAUUCCAUGAUGUUCAAGGGGGAUAAAUAGUUAUAUAAAAUAUGUUAGUCUCAAAUCUGGCGAAGCUAUAUGUGGCGGUGCCAUUUGUAACCAUGGGUAAAAAAAUACUAUGGAGAUUGACAGUCUUUGUUUUACGUGUCUCUGAUAUUAGGUAGAAAUGCCAAUCUAAGUGUUUAGGUAUUCAUUUCGUACAAUACCAUUCCCAAAGCAUUUGUAUACUUUUAACAUUUAAUUAUACUAGUUUAUUUUACUUUUAUGAGUCUAGAAGAUUCGCCCAGAGUCAGACUUAUUUCUACAUUUACUUUUUUGAGAAAUGUGUAUGGUUAUUUACAGUACAUAUGGUGCUACUUUACCGCACUAGUGCGAAAAUUAGCAUAUUACGUUACUGUGUCGAACAUUUAGAGGGCCAUAUGUACUGUAAAACGUUGUACAAUAUAUGUGCGAAUAGGUAAUUCGCAACUCGUGUCGAUUUAAAACACUCUAAGGUCGUGUUUUAAUAUAUCGCCACUCGUUUCCUAUUUCUCGCACUUGUAUCGUAAUAUACUAUUUUAUCACACUUGCUCAUAAAGGGUGGUAUUACACGCAGGUUUAGCGGGAGCGAAAAAACACCCUGGGGAGCACUUAAUGCAUAAGAACAUUAUUAUUUAUUUUUAUUUAUAAAACAGAUAAAGUACUUACAUACUUAAUGUUUUUUUUUCAUGUUUCACGGUAGGGCCCUCAAGACCGAGACGAGUGGCUUAUCUUCUGAUUGAUGAUAAUGGUACUGACAUGUGACCCUGGGCAAUUAUCCUGACUCCACCUAUUUGGGUUUAGUUAGUGAUAACAUUGAGUGAUCUUUUUUAGUUGUAUAUUUUUGACUAUUUUGUGUAAAUAUUCAUGUGGUCUCAUUUGGAUGAUUAAUAUGUUUAUAUUUGUUGUUUUGUUCAUUUUGUUAUAAACACAUUGAUUGUUAUAUACUUUAUUUCUUACCAUUGUAUUGAACGUUUUUCGAAAUGUAGUCGAAAUUGAUGUAUUUCAAGCAAUUCGAGCAAUAUUUGAUCAACUUUGUGUCUUAUUUACAGUAUAAAAUAGAGAGUGGGGCCUUAUUACAGAGACUUUUGAGUAAAAUUGUUUCUUCGUUUGCAUAACACAUAAACUUCUUUGAAGUAUAACAUAAAUGGAAAUUUUGACACACAUUUUGUUAUUAAACAAAUAAUUAAUGAUUAUAUUGUUAACUGUAUUUUAUUUAUUUAGAGGCUUCCUGAGAAAUAUUAUCCAUUUUAAUAAAUAAUACGCUAUUUUUAAGCAUGUAGUUUUAUAUUUAUUUAGAAAGCGUUUAUAUUCGGUAGAUUCAAACUAAGAUAAUUUUGCAGCGCUUUUGAUAGUGUUAUUUUGAAAGUCAAAUUGCUAUGAAAUUAUAAUAUUUGCACAAUAUGUGUUAUCAAAAUCGCUGCAGAGUUACCUUGGUUUGACUCUGCAUUGCCCGGUGUAACCACUGAUACAUAUGUUAUUUUUUAUAAAAUGUAUUACCUAAUCCACCUAAGGCUCACGGUCGUAGCUAUAAUACUUAUUAAGUUCAAUGAAAUUUAAAUCAUAUUCAAUUGGGAUAGAGUUGCAUUUAUUUUGUUUCGUUCAGUUUACAACGUUACAGACAAAACAAAAUCAUCUAUAUUUCUUA